Molecule: messenger RNA, 569 nt
Organism: Fomitopsis serialis
Lineage: Eukaryota; Fungi; Basidiomycota; Agaricomycetes; Polyporales; Fomitopsidaceae
Exons: 2
Coding region: 1-249 (82 amino acids)
Source: RefSeq, a predicted model, not a curated record
AUGCAAUUCAAAUCUACCGUCCUCGCCUUCCUCAUUGCCGCUAGCUCCGUAGCCGGGGUCUACAACCCUGUCGGCCAAUCCUGCGAUACCCCAGGUGGGGAAGGCUGCGCCAACGACGUACCGAGCCUCAACGGUGGUGACGCCUUCAUCUACGAGUGCGGCCCUACCGGCACGUUUGUGUAUCUUGCCGGCUGCGGGUGCUUGACCUGCUGCGAGGCUGACGCUAAUGGAGCGGCGUAUUGCACUUGAAGUAUGUGUUGAAUGCUUCCAGGUCUUCGUGGACUCGUAUCUAAUCCUCGAACAUCUUGCAGAAAUGAAAGUAUGCCAAUGAUGGCAGGUGGCCAUCAUUGCCAAUGUUCCACGGAAAACCCGCAGUAAAUUGCGUAACAGAAUUGAUACAUUCGCCGUCCACGCACUGGCAGCCCGUGGCUGACGAUGCAAGCUGGACACUUUGGGUCCGAGACUGCGUCAGAACGUCACUCGAAGUAAACAGGCGCUCACCUCAGCGACUUGUAUGGUCUGCAACGGAGAUUAGCUGUCGCAGUGAGUUAAUACCGGAUAGGACUUAC